Molecule: messenger RNA, 1195 nt
Organism: Ricinus communis (castor bean)
Lineage: Eukaryota; Viridiplantae; Streptophyta; Magnoliopsida; Malpighiales; Euphorbiaceae
Product: THO complex subunit 7A
Exons: 3
Coding region: 211-939 (242 amino acids)
Biological process (GO): mRNA export from nucleus; mRNA processing
Cellular component (GO): THO complex part of transcription export complex
Source: RefSeq, a predicted model, not a curated record
GUUAAAACGGAUACUUGAUGAGCCGAAGUAAUCCAAUUAGAGAGAUCAAACAUGUCGACCUUAGGGCUCUACUCAGAUCAACAAUAAUCAGAAUCUCAGAGAGCAUCCUUUCCAAUCCGAGCUGAUUCCGAGUUAACUAAGUGGCAUUCGCGCUAGGCCUCUGUCUUCCUCGCUUGUAAGGGUUUGAGAUAAAAGUGAGCAAUAUAUCAGAUGUUGAAAGGGAGGAAAAUUUCAGGAAGAGGAGAAACAGUAGCAGCAAACUAUGCUUUUGGGCCUUUAGAAGAUGAUAUUGUAAUAAAACAUAGGUUACUUACCCGUACAACAACUACUCGUGGUGAACCUCCAUUGAAAAAGCUUCAAAAAAAGUUCACUUCUUUUGUUGUUGAAGUUGAAAAGAAUGAUGAGGAUAACUACAAUGACUGUGUUCGGCUUUCAAAAGCAUUCUUGCAAGAGUUAUCGACUUUUGAGAUUCCACUUCUUAAAAGUAAAGCUGUGAUCGAUGCCAAUUUGAGAGAGAAGGAGAAUUUUACCGAGUUGAUUGAUGAGAUCACUAGGCAGAUUUCACAGGCGCAAGAUGAUAUUGAGGAUUUGAAGAAGCAGCUUGAGGAGAGUAAAAUUGAAAGGCAACAUAAGGAGGAGUGUGAGGCUAUCAGGAAAUUGAUUGCUAUGCAACCACCAAGGUCGGAGACACAGAAGCUUAUAGAAGAUUUGGAGAAAGAGAUUGCUGGUUUGGAGGCAGAGAAUAUCGCUGGUUCGAGGUUGCUGGAGCUUCGAAAGAAACAGUUUGCCCUUUUGUUGCAUGUGGUAGAUGAGUUGCAAAACAGUAUAGAGGAAGAUCAAAAGAAUUUGAUUGAGGAGAUGAGAAUGGCAACUGAGGAUCAGAAAAAUGGGAUGGAGGAUGCAGAUGGUGGCUCAGAAGCAAUGGCUGUUGAUCAGUGACAUACUCUAUCCAUCCUGCGAUUUGGUGGUGCUGUGCUUUUCAAGACCUUAUAUGUUCUCUAGCCAGAUUGCAUAAAUUUCUUUUGUAGUAAAAAAUUGGAAAUGUAGCUUUGCUCUUCUGUUGUAAUAUAUAGGCAACAACUUGAAAUUGAAAAUUUUCUGUAGCUGUUGUUGUCCUGCAUAUUUCCACAUUGUGUUGUGAGAAAAUUCUCAUCUCCUUUAAUUCCCACCAAAUUUCUUGAUCCAUUAUUAUUCA